AUGUCUGCUAUUGAAACAAAUAAACUUGAUGAUAAUGAUGAUCUUCAAUCUCGACGAAGUUUAUCAGAACAAACACAAUCAAUGAAUAGUAGUGUACAACAAACUAACUCUGAUGAUCAUGUAUCAGCAUGGAUCAUCGAUAAUGAAGAGAAACCAUCACAAGACUUAAAACGCAUUACAAAACCCAAACAACUUACUCAAAUACCAAAAAUUCAAAAUUCAAAAAAGUUAUCAAAAUCUAUGGUUAUUACAGAUAAUAAAUCAUCAUCAAUACAACGAAGUUCUUCAAUAAAACCACUUCAAUCAAUGGCGCCUAUUCUGCCGAUUGGUCGUCGUGUAGUUCAAGGUAUUUUAGUUCGAUUUUUUCGUAAUGGUGAUGCAUAUCAUCCAGGUGUUAAAGUUUCAAUAAAUGAAUUAGAAAUUAAAUCUUGGGAAGCAUUUCUUAAUUAUCUUAAUCGACAACCAAAACUUACUCUAUUAUCUGGAGGCAUUCAACAUGUUUAUUCUCUUAAUGGUCGAGAGAUUCGUUCACUUGAUAAAUUUCAAAAUCGUCAAUCUUAUAUUGUUGCAUCAGGAAUAUUUAUUAAAACAAAUUAUCAUCAUAUCAGUGAUACAUUUAAUGAUGAUUCGGAUGUACGUCUUAAUCAACAAAAACAAUUUACAAAUGGAAUUAAACGAUCAUCAGAUAUAAAACCAUGGUAUUCAUCAUCAAUCAAUGGUGAACAACUCUAUAUAUUACCAUAUUCUCGUUUGAAUAUAUAUGAAACUAUGAUAUUGAAUCGAAAUUUAAUAAUCAAAUUUGAUCAAUGGUUAAAUGAAGAAGUAACAGAUUUACUUUUGCAUUAUAUUAGUAAUGAUAUUAUAACACAUUUAUAUGCAAUAACAAAAUUUGCAUUUAUUGAAAUAAAAAGUUUUUCACAUUUAUUUAAUACACUUAAAAUUACAGAUAGAUUUAUCGCAUGUACAGAUACAGAGUUUCAACAUUCAAAACGUUAUUUACCAACAAUAAGACCUAGUGAUUUCUUUGUUAAUAGUCUAUUGCCAAAAAAAUCAAUGAAUGAUUUUGAAAAAUAUAUUUCUAAACAAGAUGUAAAAUUAUCUAUUAGUUGGAUUUAUGGUUACGCUGGUAACAACGAGAGAACAAAAAUCCUUUAUACUCUAUCUGAAAAUGAAAUACUUUAUGUUAUCAAUUCAAUAUGUAUUUUAUAUGAUCCUGAUUCAAAACAACAACGAUUUUAUACUAAACACAAUAAUCCAAUAACUUGUGUCACUAUUCAUCGAUGUAAUUCAUUCGUUGCGUCAAGUGAAACAAUUUCAUCAAAAGAUCGUCCUUAUGCUUCAGUACACAUUUGGAAUCACAUGAAACUUGAAACAAUAGCUGAAUUACGUAAAGAACAAUUUGGUUCUGAUAUAUCUCUAUUAUCAUUUUCACCUAAAUCAGAUGAUAAUUUCAUUCUUAUUGUUUCACGUGAUAAACCAAAAAUUGUUUUAUUUAUUGAUUGGAAACGUAAUGAAAUAAUCUACAGUAUUACAACUAAAUCUGAAAAAAUCCUCUCGGCAUUAUUUAUCUUUAAUACAAAUGAAUGGAUCGUAUGUAUAAGUCAACAAUAUUUAAUAUUUUAUCGUAUUAAUUGGAAUUCAAAACCAUUAAAAAUUGCAGUACAACGAGAAUCAGAAGUUCAAAAUAUUUAUACAGGUGCAGUUGCAUGUGAUAAUAGCGGUGAAAAUUUGAUUAUUGGUGAUAAAAUUGGAAGUGUACACGUCUGGUGUUUAAUUAAUAAUGAACCAAAAUUAGUAGCUGUUAAAGAAAGUAUUUUAGAGAAUGAUGUGCAUAUAAUUGUAUUUAUUAAUGAAGAAGUCUUUCUUCUUGCUGAUGGACAAAAUCAAAUGAUACUUUGGAAUGUUAAAUUAAAUACAAUUAAACACAUAUCAUUAAAGGAUACUUUUGGUACCAUUCAAUCAAUUUGUUCUAUUCGACGAGGAUUAGCCAUUGGAACAAAAUUAAAUUAUAUACUUCUGAAAGAAUUUGAUACCGAGCAACUUAACGUUAUUAUGCGAGGACAUACAAGUCCAUCGAUAUGUAUAUGUUCGAAUAAAAAUACAAAUUAUUUCUUUUCUAUAAGUUCUGAUCGAUAUCUAUUUAAAUGGAAUAAUAGAACAAGAUCCGUUGAAUGGUCAAUUAAAUCUCCGCAAUUAAUUUCAUGUGCAGCUUUACAUCCUCAAAGAAAUAUUAUUGUUCUUGGCACUGAAACAAGAAAAUUACUUAUCUAUGAUACUUUAUCUUCAUGUUAUAUAACAACAAUUGUAUUAAAGAUUAAUACUGGUGUAAAAACAGUUCGAUUUUCACCAGAUGGUGAAGAUUUAGCUGUUGGAUUACAAAAUGGAAUGAUUUGUAUAUUCAAUGUAUUAGGUAAUGGAGAUUUUAACUUUCGAGCAGAUGGAAUAUCGCAGAUUAAUAAUGCAUUCAUAACUGAUAUUAUAUGGUCAGUUGAUUCAGCUUAUCUUCUUGCGAUUUACAGUAACAAUAAUUAUAAUAUUUGGUCAAUACCAUCGUUUGAUAUUGUACGAGAACAAAAUAUUCAACAUAUUCAAUGGUAUCAAAUGACACAUCCAAUAUCUUGUAAUACAAUCGAUAAAUCAUUUGUUGAAAUGCAUACAUCGGCAAUUAUGUUAUCACCUAAUCUUGUUCUUUGUUCUGGUAAAGAUGGUCAAAUUCGUUUAUUUCAAAAUUUUCAUAAACGUAACAUUCGAACAUUACAACUUGGUCUUGAUUCUAUUCAAUGUAUGAUACCAUCUACAAGCAAUAAUACAUAUCUCUUAGCAAUACAUAACAAUCCGGCUAUUGUUGAAAUUCAAUUAAAUAUUUAA
This is a messenger RNA of Rotaria sp. Silwood1, 2868 nucleotides long. The record is from the annotation of a GenBank genome assembly. NCBI's taxonomy places the organism in Eukaryota, Metazoa, Rotifera, Eurotatoria, Philodinida, Philodinidae.